Messenger RNA from Jaculus jaculus (lesser Egyptian jerboa), 987 nucleotides. It is a transcript of the gene Gemin7, whose product is annotated as gem nuclear organelle associated protein 7. Gene Ontology annotation, cellular component: SMN-Sm protein complex. Gene Ontology annotation, biological process: spliceosomal snRNP assembly. The coding region runs from base 2 to 535 and encodes 177 amino acids. The transcript is spliced from 2 exons. The record is from RefSeq and is a predicted model, not a curated record. Gene Ontology annotation, molecular function: RNA binding. Lineage: Eukaryota; Metazoa; Chordata; Mammalia; Rodentia; Dipodidae.
AAUGAGCUGUGCAUGUGGAAGUAAUCUUCCAGGCAACAGCACGGAGAAACGCCGAUGCCCCGGGCACGAGGGCCCUUGUCCCUGUGCAGGAGUGACAGCGCUCACCCGAGUGGAGGGGCAGCAAGCCCAGGCCAUGCACACUACCCCGGCCAUCCCUGUUCCCGUGCCCGUGCUCCGACUCCCUCGAGGUCCAGAUGGCUUCAGUCGUGGCUUUGCCCCUGAUGGACGCAGGGCCCGCCUGAGGCCGGAAGCUCCUGACAUCCAAGGGCGUCCCAGUGUUCAAGAAUCUCAGGACUCCCGGGAGCAGCAGGCCCGAGCCGCCCUCCGGGAGCGCUACCUCCGCAGCCUGCUGGCCAUGGUGGGGCGCCCGGUGGGGUUCACUUUACAUGAGGGCGUGCAUGUGACUGCCCACUUUGGAGCCACAGACCUGGAUGUGGCUAACUUCUACGUGUCACAGCUGCAGACUCCCAUAGGUGUUCAGGCCGAGGCGCUGCUCCGAUGUAGUGACAUCAUCUCAUACACUUUCAAGCUGUGAUGACAAGACAGUGUGACGUUCACCCUUCUGCUCUACUGCAGUGUCCCAGGUCUCCAAACAUCCCUGGGACCAGCAACUUUGGGCUCCGUAGAACCACUUGGAAUUCUAAGGCAUGCUAUGAAACUGUGGAUUCUUUGAAACACUCCAAGCCAUGGUUGGAGGCAGGGUGAUCCUAAGUUCGAGGCCAGCCUGGGCUACACAGUGAGACUGUCUUAAAACACACAAACAAGAAAAACUACAACCCCAGGAGUUCUAAGUGUCCUGGACAGGACUGUCCACCCCAUAGAGCUCUGACAUCGACGGAAACAGGGGUCUGACUGCACUUCUGAAGAUGAGUCUGGGGUGGGUUUGAACGAGGCAGAGUGGGAGGGAUUGAAGAGCUGACUAAGUGGAGCCAUCCUGAACAUGUUUCCCAGUGCUGCUACUACCAAAGAAAUCAUAAUCCCCAAAAA